AUGGUGCUGUUCCGUGCACUGCUCUUUGUGCCUCGCAGAGCUCCAUUCGAUCUCUUCGAGAACAAGAAGAAGAAGAAUAACAUCAAGCUGUACGUGCGCAGGGUGUUCAUCAUGGACAACUGCGACGAGCUCAUCCCAGAAUAUCUCAACUUCAUUAAGGGUGUUGUGGACUCGGAGGAUCUGCCGCUCAACAUCUCCAGAGAGACGCUUCAGCAGAGCAAGAUCCUGAAAGUCAUCCGCAAGAAUCUGGUCAAGAAGUGUCUGGAGCUCUUCACUGAGCUCUCCGAGGACAAAGACAACUACAAGAAAUGCUACGAGCAGUUCUCCAAGAACAUCAAGCUAGGCAUCCAUGAAGACUCUCAGAACAGGAAGAAACUCUCAGAGCUGCUUCGCUAUUACACAUCGGCUUCUGGAGACGAGAUGGUGUCCCUCAAAGAUUACGUGACUCGCAUGAAGGACAGUCAGAAGCACAUCUACUACAUCACCGGUGAGACCAAAGAUCAGGUGACCAACUCUGCUUUCGUGGAGCGCCUGCGCAAAGCCGGUCUGGAGGUGAUCUACAUGAUCGAGCCCAUCGAUGAAUACUGCGUCCAGCAGCUGAAGGACUUCGAGGGCAAGAACCUGGUAUCGGUGACCAAAGAGGGUCUGGAGCUGCCCGAGGACGAGGAGGAGAAGAAGAAGCAGGAGGAGAAGAAGGCCAAGUUUGAGAACCUGUGCAAGAUCAUGAAAGACAUCCUGGAGAAGAAAGUCGAGAAGGUCACCGUCUCAAACCGUCUGGUUUCUUCGCCCUGCUGCAUCGUCACAAGCACAUACGGAUGGACGGCCAACAUGGAGAGGAUCAUGAAGGCCCAGGCAUUGAGGGAUAACUCCACAAUGGGCUACAUGGCGGCUAAGAAGCACCUGGAGAUUAACCCGGAUCAUCCCAUCAUCGAGACGCUCCGCCAGAAAGCAGAAGCAGACAAGAACGACAAAUCGGUGAAGGAUCUGGUGAUCCUGCUGUUCGAGACGGCGCUACUUUCCUCGGGCUUCACGCUGGACGACCCACAGACGCACUCCAACCGCAUCUACAGGAUGAUCAAACUCGGAUUAGGCAUCGACGAGGACGAGGUGUCCACAGAAGAGCCCAGCUCGGCUCCCAUCGAGGACAUGCCGCCGCUGGAGGGAGACGAAGACACGUCUCGCAUGGAGGAGGUCGACUGAGAACGGCCACCGACUCAUUCAUGUUUGUAGCUCUGUAAAAAGAUUAUUGUUCAGAUUAUUGAUUAUUCAUGUUGUUCUUGACCACAUUUCAGUUCCUGUUCAUUCCAGUUUGGUUGGUAAAGCUUUCGGAAACAUCUCGUCAUCCCACAUUCCCUUUUUUGGAAUUUUUUUGUUUUUUUGAGUUGUGUAUGCACUUUGUUUUGUAUUUAUUGAUUAAAAUUCCAAUUCUGAUUUUUGAGUGUUUAAGGGACACUGAUACUGUAUUAUAGACAUGACGGGAUCCUGAAAUAAAGCUUACCAUAUCA
This is a messenger RNA of Sinocyclocheilus grahami, 1505 nucleotides long. Its product is annotated as heat shock protein HSP 90-alpha. The record is from RefSeq and is a predicted model, not a curated record. Gene Ontology annotation, molecular function: ATP hydrolysis activity; ATP binding; ATP-dependent protein folding chaperone. The transcript is spliced from 7 exons. Gene Ontology annotation, biological process: protein folding. Bases 1 to 1200 code for a protein of 399 amino acids. Lineage: Eukaryota; Metazoa; Chordata; Actinopteri; Cypriniformes; Cyprinidae.